Schistosoma mattheei is the source of this 945-nucleotide messenger RNA. Lineage: Eukaryota; Metazoa; Platyhelminthes; Trematoda; Strigeidida; Schistosomatidae. The record is from the annotation of a GenBank genome assembly.
CAUCACAACAAGUAAAGCGAUCUCCAUUUUAGUACAUGAACUUAAGGACGUACUUCUGAUCUCGCGGGUUUAUUGUUUUAUUCCUUUCGGGAAAGAGGCGCAAUUUGAUCCUCGUGAACAUGGCGGAGUAUUUAGCGUCGAUAUUUGGUACGGAAAAGGAUAAAGUAAAUUGUUCGUUCUACUUCAAAAUCGGUGCAUGCCGCCAUGGAGAGCAAUGUUCAAGACUCCAUAACAAACCGUCUUUCGGUCAGACUAUUUUGCUACAAAACCUGUAUAUAGCUCCUCAAAAUACAGCGCAGAGUGCUGAUGGGUCUCACAUCAACCUUACGGAAGUCCAAGCCCAGCAAAUCUUCGACGAAUUUUUCGAGGAGGUCUUUGUUGAAUGUGAGGAGAAGUAUGGGGAAAUAGAGGAAAUGAAUGUGUGUGAUAAUCUUGGUGAUCAUCUAGUUGGAAACGUUUAUAUAAAAUUCAGGCGUGAAGAAGAUGCUGAAAAAGCUGUUCAGGAUUUAAAUGAACGCUGGUUUGGUGGAAGACCAGUUCAUGCUGAGCUUUCUCCUGUCACAGAUUUUCGUGAAGCAUGUUGUCGUCAGUAUGAACUGGGGGAAUGUACAAGGGGUGGCUUCUGCAACUUCAUGCAUUUGAAACCCAUUUCCAGAGAACUUUGUCGUAAAUUGUACAAUCGGAGCAAAAAACGUUAUGGGAGAAGACGUCGAUCACGUUCUCAUUCACCGUCCAAGAGUCGACGUCGCCGUUCAAGAUCAGCUGGUCGUGUGUCAAGGCGUUAGGUUUUCUUCCGCGUGACCUGGUGUAUAAUUUAUUUCUGUUUUUUUUGUAUAUGGUUUCACUUCUGUAAACUGUUACGGUCCACAUCAAAUGGUAGAAUGUCCAUUCCAGCUUUAUGAGGCGUUUUACGCUGUAUUAAAUAUACAUCUGAUAACUAUGCUU